AUGGCCUCUGUGCCGUUGGGGCCGCAGCAACAGCUUCAACCACCGCAAGUGGCAACUCCGCCGCAACAACCUUCGCAAGCGGAGAGUGACCCGAUGAAGGUGGACUCUCGCGGCGGCUCCGACCCUGCCUCCAAUAAGGAAAUGUCUGCUCCUGUUGCAGAGGGUAAUGAAGCACAUGCACUCACUGGUCACAUAAUCUCAACCACAAUUGGUGGCAAAAAUGACGAACCUAAACGAACUAUCAGUUACAUGGCUGAACGUGUUGUUGGCACUGGAUCAUUUGGAAUUGUUUUCCAGGCAAAGUGCUUGGAGACUGGGGAGGCAGUGGCUAUAAAGAAGGUCUUGCAGGACAGGCGAUACAAAAAUCGCGAACUGCAGUUAAUGCGCAUGAUGGAUCACCCAAAUGUAGUUUCCUUGAGGCACUGUUUCUUCUCUACAACAAGUAAAGAUGAACUUUUUCUGAACUUAGUGAUGGAAUAUGUCCCUGAGACAAUCUUCCGAGUUAUAAAGCACUACAGUAGUAUAAACCAGAGAAUUCCCCUAAUCUAUGUGAAAUUAUAUACAUAUCAAAUAUUUCGUGGACUGGCUUAUAUCCAUACCGUACCAGGAGUUUGCCAUAGGGAUGUGAAGCCUCAAAAUCUUUUGGUUGAUCCACUCACACACCAAGUCAAGCUUUGUGAUUUUGGGAGUGCAAAAGUUUUGGUGAAGGGUGAAUCAAACAUCUCAUACAUAUGUUCACGGUACUAUCGAGCCCCAGAGCUAAUAUUUGGUGCGACAGAGUACACAACUUCUGUUGAUAUCUGGUCAGCUGGUUGUGUACUUGCAGAACUUCUUCUAGGCCAGCCGUUGUUCCCCGGUGAAAAUCAGGUCGAUCAACUUGUGGAAAUUAUCAAGGUGCUUGGCACUCCUACUCGAGAAGAAAUUCGAUGCAUGAAUCCUAAUUAUACAGACUUUAGAUUCCCCCAUAUCAAAGCUCAUCCUUGGCAUAAGGUUUUUCACAAGCGAAUGCCUCCUGAAGCAAUUGACCUUGCAUCAAGGCUUCUCCAAUAUUCACCAAAACUACGUUACAGCGCAGUGGAAGCAUUGGCACAUCCUUUCUUUGACGAGCUUCGAGAGCCCAAUGCCCGGCUUCCUAAUGGUCGUCCACUGCCUCCACUUUUUAACUUCAAACAGGAAUUAGAUGGAGCGCCCCCUGAACUGCUUCCUAAGCUCAUCCCGGAGCACGCAAGGCGGCAACUCGGUUUCGGCUUGGUGUUCUCCACGGAGACCCAAACGCAAAUGUAA
Sphenostylis stenocarpa is the source of this 1284-nucleotide messenger RNA. Lineage: Eukaryota; Viridiplantae; Streptophyta; Magnoliopsida; Fabales; Fabaceae. The record is from the annotation of a GenBank genome assembly.